CGUCAUGUUUACCCGAGGAGAAGCGACCAAAACAUGCUGCCAUAAGCGGUGUGGAUCUGCUUCUCGCUUGAGUGCAGUCAAUUAAACUUUAGAGAAAUAUUUUAGUCUAAAGAGUAAACCAGUACAUGCAGAAACAAAUGCAUCAUGUUUAAGUUCAACUUUAAUUUAGAAACAGAGGAGCAGAAUGAUUCUCCUGCUGUAGCAUCUGAAUCAGAGCUAAAUUCACAGUGUUGGAUACCAGCACAGAAACAUGAAGUAUUGCCAACACAUCUCCAAUCACUUUCUGAAGACACUGUAAUUGAAGCAGUUACAAUAGAUCAAACAGAAAUAAAGUAUCUGAACAUGAAUUCUGCUGUGGAAAGAUUAAAGAAAUUGAGAGUUUCGACCAAUUUAUCAACAGCACUUACUGACCACAGUGACCUUGUGCCAGCAGUGUAUGAAGGAGGCCUGAAAGUGUGGGAAUGCACAUGGGACCUUCUUCACUAUUUUGCAGCCUCAGGUAUCAAGAUGAAAGGAUGCAGGGUGCUGGAGGUGGGUUGUGGAGCUGCGCUGCCAGCUCUGUAUGCUGCUAUACACGGUGCACACAUCACUCUCCAGGAUUAUAAUGAAGAAGUCAUUAAUUUCAUCACUAUACCCAAUGUUAUAUUGAAUAUAGCUAAUGAAUCAUCAAUCAAUAAUAUAAACAAUGCCACAGAAUAUCUCACUACUUCAAGAGACCUAGUUACAGAUAUCACAUCAAAAGCCUCAUUCUUCUCUGGUGAUUGGGGUGAUUUUUACAAACUCUUAACAAAGAAACAAAACAGUGAGCAGCUCACCAACGAUGACCAAACAAGUAGAAAUAAAGAUGAAAGUCAAGAAUAUAAAUUUGAUAUAAUUUUGACAUCAGAAACUAUCUACAACCCAAAUUGCCAUGAAAAGCUGCUAAACCUUAUGACUAAUUCCCUGAAGCAAGAUGGUGUUAUAUUACUUGCAGCAAAGAGUCAUUAUUUUGGUGUUGGUGGAGGAACAUUGCAGUUCAUUGAUCUAGUAAAAUGCCAAGAUAUAUUGAACAUCCAGACAACUGUUACAAACACUGAAGGUGUGAAGAGAGAAAUUCUUGAGAUGAAGUUAAAGAAGCUCCAAUAAAUACAAGACAAAUAUA
This is a messenger RNA of Homarus americanus (American lobster), 1141 nucleotides long. Its product is annotated as histidine protein methyltransferase 1 homolog. Gene Ontology annotation, molecular function: protein-L-histidine N-tele-methyltransferase activity. The transcript is spliced from 9 exons. Gene Ontology annotation, biological process: peptidyl-histidine methylation, to form tele-methylhistidine. Lineage: Eukaryota; Metazoa; Arthropoda; Malacostraca; Decapoda; Nephropidae. The record is from RefSeq and is a predicted model, not a curated record. Bases 145 to 1125 code for a protein of 326 amino acids.